AUGGUUUUUGAAGGUGGAUAUAGAAUGAAAAGUAAUAAAUGGAACCAAAACUAUGAUCUGCAGAUAAUAGCUUUCUUUAAACUUGGAUUGAGACAUAGUAAGUUUCAGUGUAUCAAAACCUGCUAUUGGAUACCUCCUCCUAUGGGUUAUACUAUGUUCUUUUGUGAUGGCUCAUCUUUUGGCAACCCUGGAGCAGCUGGUUUUGGUGUUGUGGUGAGGGAUCAUGUAUGUCAAGUGCUUGGAGUCUUAUCUGGAGGUAUAGGCAUUGGUACUAACUACAUUGCAGAAGUGUAUGUUGUAGUGUGUGCAGCAGAAUUAGCAGUGGAACGGGGUCUGAAAAACAUUGUUUUAUGUUCAGAUUCAAAAUCAGUGAUUGAGGAUUUUGCUCAGGGGAAUGUUCCAUGGUUUCUUCACAUGAGAUGGGUUAAAGCUACCAGUAAAAUAUCAUCUAUCAUUUACAUGCACGGCUUCAGAGAAGUAGAUUUUUCUGCAGAUUCUGCAGCUAAAAGAGGAGCUAACUUGGCGGCUGGUGAAAGACAAUUUAUCAUGGGGAGACCUUCCUUCCUAACCAGAAUUGAACUACCAGGAGUGGAAUACUACAGAUUCUGCUAA
Papaver somniferum (opium poppy) is the source of this 612-nucleotide messenger RNA. RefSeq lists its product as uncharacterized. NCBI's taxonomy places the organism in Eukaryota, Viridiplantae, Streptophyta, Magnoliopsida, Ranunculales, Papaveraceae. The transcript has a single exon. The coding region runs from base 1 to 612 and encodes 203 amino acids. The record is from RefSeq and is a predicted model, not a curated record. Gene Ontology annotation, molecular function: RNA-DNA hybrid ribonuclease activity; nucleic acid binding.